AUGGGUUAUUUGUCCGAACCGUCGCAGGAUUCAGCUUUUUGUCGACGACAAGAAGAGGCAAGCGAGCACCCAAGAAGACUGUUGGGAAUGCAGCAACAACAAGAUCGACAGCAAGCGAACAGGAAAAACGGCAAAAAGAAGUGGUUUGCUGCUCUGGAAGAAGAAUACCGCAGAAGGCGACGCGAUCAAAUUGCCGUUGAGGUGAAGCUCAAGGCUGCUUACGCGCAAAAAAAAGCCAGUGCCGCAAUAUCCCAGUCACAAACUGCAUUGGUGGACGAUACAGCAGCAAGUGAACACAAGCGUUAUGGCGAAAAUGAAAUGGAUGCAAACUCACGUACGGACUGCAUUCCCAAGCCUCAAAACUCGCCGUGUGAAAAUCAACAGAGCGAGCAACAUUCUUCUGGAGGCGACGUUCAUGAAAUACUGGUGGCGCAGCUCAUAAACCCUCCAGAACGACUACUACUGUCAUCUCCAGUCUUCGUUUACAGACCUCGCGUAUGUGCUUCUUUUAAAUUUGAUGAAAAAGAAAUUAUGGAAACCCAGUUUUUCCGACCUUUUUAUAUGUCUUCUUAA
Gongylonema pulchrum is the source of this 573-nucleotide messenger RNA. NCBI's taxonomy places the organism in Eukaryota, Metazoa, Nematoda, Chromadorea, Rhabditida, Gongylonematidae. The record is from the annotation of a GenBank genome assembly.